This is a messenger RNA of Penicillium coprophilum, 399 nucleotides long. RefSeq lists its product as uncharacterized. The coding region runs from base 1 to 399 and encodes 132 amino acids. The transcript is spliced from 3 exons. NCBI's taxonomy places the organism in Eukaryota, Fungi, Ascomycota, Eurotiomycetes, Eurotiales, Aspergillaceae. The record is from RefSeq and is a predicted model, not a curated record.
AUGGCUCCUAUUCCAGGCCUUGCCAACGACAACAUACUGUCUUCUCGGGCUGAAAAUAAGCACGAGGCUGACAUGGAGAAGGAAAACUUCCUCAUGGAGUUCCUCUUCGGAAUCUUGAUCACUGUGAUCGUCGUGUACUUGGGAUACAGGGCCUACAUUCACUUGAAGCCCAGGUACAAGGAAGAGUGGAAGCCCAAGCUUGAGCCCAAGCUUGAGGACUGCAGGGAGAAGUAUGAGGGAUGGAAGAAGAAGAUGGGGGCCUGGCAUGGCCCCAAAGAACCAAAGGCGCCAGAGCCUGCUCACGUGGCUCGUCAUGUUUCUCAGGCUCCGGAGGUCAAGCCGAUCGUUCGUGAUUUGACCCCGGAGUACAUGAGGAUGUCGACGGCGGGCAUGGUUUAG